AUGUCUAGAAAGUUAGAGGAGAGAUUACCCGGUCAGUUUACGGGUAACACCCAACCUAACCCGAAUGCUCAUGUAAAGGCCAUUACCACUCGUAGUGGCAAAACAGUAGGGAACCCUAGUGUUGAAGAGAGAGUGGUUGAGGAAGAUGAAGAGAUCAAAAUGGAGGCUCCCGGCAAAGUGCAAUCGAGGCUGCGCCUAGCAAGUACCACACAGUCCGAGGAGUCUCAAAGUGAGAAGAAAGCUGAGAAAACGCCCGUAGACGUUAGAUCGUCUCCUUUAGUAGACCAUUCGUAUAUCCCGUUUCCCUCACGUCUUAAGAACCAAAGAUACUCAAGGGAAUACGGGCAAUUUCUAGACAUCUUCAAGCAAUUGAAGAUUAAUCUUCCGUUUAUCAAGGCACUUCUGUCGAUGCCUAAAUAUGCGAAAUUUUUAAAGGACCUUCUUAGGAAUAAGGAGAAGUUAGGGGAGUUGUCGAAUGUCCCAUUGCAUGGAGGGUGUUCGGCCGUUGUCUUAAAUCAGCUUCCCGAAAAGCUUACCGAUCCCGGUGUUUUCACAAUUCCUUGUCUAUUCGGUAGUAACACCAAUACUAAAGCCUUAGCUGACCUAGGUGCUAGCAUCAAUUUGAUGCCCUUUUCUCUUUAUGAGAAGCUAGACUUAGGCGAGCUUUCACCUACCCGAAUGACAUUAUCCUUAGCUGAUAGGUCAGUCAAACACCCGAGGGGCAUAGUUGAGAAUUUGCUUGUUAAGGUUGAUAAGUUCGUUUUUCCGGCCGAUUUCGUCAUUCUCGAUAUGGAAGCCGAUGAAAACGUACCAUUAAUUUUAGGACGCCCGUUCUUGAACACCGCUAAAGCUCUCAUAGAUGUCUUUUUAGGCACCAUCACACUUAGAGCAGGCGAGGAAUCGGUAGUUUUUAAGGUUAUGAAUUCGAGAGGGCCUAGUGAUAGAGUGCAGGCGGUAUCGUUAGUGGGUGAGUGUGAGAAGGACGAGAGAGAUGAGAAGGUGGUGAGUGGUCCGAGUCUAGAGAAAGUGAUAGGACUCAAGUGUGGGGAUCCACCUGAUAGGAGAGUAGAGGAAUUAGAAGAGAGAAUGGUGCGUUUAGAAUCUAAGCUAGAGAUACUAAGCAAGGCUAAGUGUGGGGAUGUUUGA
Messenger RNA from Helianthus annuus (common sunflower), 1146 nucleotides. RefSeq lists its product as uncharacterized. NCBI's taxonomy places the organism in Eukaryota, Viridiplantae, Streptophyta, Magnoliopsida, Asterales, Asteraceae. The coding region runs from base 1 to 1146 and encodes 381 amino acids. The record is from RefSeq and is a predicted model, not a curated record. The transcript has a single exon.